This is a messenger RNA of Hibiscus syriacus, 711 nucleotides long. RefSeq lists its product as uncharacterized. The record is from RefSeq and is a predicted model, not a curated record. The transcript has a single exon. NCBI's taxonomy places the organism in Eukaryota, Viridiplantae, Streptophyta, Magnoliopsida, Malvales, Malvaceae. Bases 1 to 711 code for a protein of 236 amino acids.
AUGACACUAUUGGAGAACGUGGGGCUAUCGGAAUCGGUGGAUGAUUUUUUGGCGUGGUCGGGAAAGGGUCAUGGAUUGUUUACGGCUAAAGCCUGCAGGUUGACACUUUCUUCUAACUCAGGGGGCAGUCUCACUUGGAAGAAAUUCGUUUGGUCAGGUUUGGCCCCACCGAGAGUCGAAACUUUCCUAUGGCAGGUUUCCCAUCGAAGACUGGCAGUCAGAUCGGAGCUGAUAAAAAGGGGUGUUACGUUGGAGGAGGUGUCUUGCCCGUUAUGUGCUAAGCAAGAGGAAACAGUUCAGCAUUUGUUUAUCUCGUGUCAGGUUGCAUGGGAUUUAUGGAGCAGUUUCUGGAGGUUAUGGGGAGUUUCGGCAGUUUUACCUAAUGAUCCAGCCUCUCUGUUGUGUUCCUGGUCGGACUUAAGGCCAAAGUCAUUAAUAUGGUCCUUUAUACCGGGGGUAGUUCUUUGGUCAUUAUGGAAGGCUAGAAAUUCGGUGGUUUUUGAUGAUGGGAAACUGGACAAACCUAAUCUUUUCUUCAUUUGCAGAUUUAGGUUGGUUAAGUGGUUCCUUGCUAAAUACCCAAAUGAUUUCAUUCAGGUUGAUUCUCUUGUUGGAGACCCGUCGCUUGCAGACAAGCACCAGACAAGCCACCAUAAAAGGGUGAAGGUUCAGGAAUGGCUUCCUCCUCCACUACAUUUUUUCAAAGAUUGA